Molecule: messenger RNA, 1632 nt
Organism: Danio aesculapii
Lineage: Eukaryota; Metazoa; Chordata; Actinopteri; Cypriniformes; Danionidae
Product: CD209 antigen-like protein E
Exons: 5
Coding region: 83-790 (235 amino acids)
Source: RefSeq, a predicted model, not a curated record
GACACCAGCAUCCUUGCGAUAUCCAAAUUGUCAGAAAGUCUACCCAAAAUAUAGAAAAUAAAAUAAAUAAAUCAAACUAAAAAUGAGCAGAGAAAAUAGGGAAAGCAUUUGUAGUAUUUAUGAAAACAUAAUGGACAAUAAAGAUUUAACAAGAAAUGAGAUCACUGCCAGAAGCACUAUGGAGAUCCAGACAUCUGAACUCACAGAAAGUGAUAGUGGUAAGAUGAGAAAGUACAGAGCAGCCAUUGUGUGUUUGGUGCUGCUGUGUUUUCUUCUGCUGGCUGCAGCCACAGUGCUGAGUGUGAUAUUCACUCUAGACAGACAGCAACUGAUAUCCAUGAAUGAGAAUCUGACUAGAGUCAAUAAUCAGCUAACAUUGGAGAAAAAUAUUCUUCAGAAGAGUCUUAGUAAAAUAGAUGGAUGGAUUUUCUAUCAGUCCAGUUUUUAUUUAGUUUCAUCUGAGAAGAAGAGCUGGAAUGAGAGCAGAACAUACUGUAAAGACAAAGGAACAGAUCUGUUGAUUGUGAACAACCUAGAGGAACAAAGUUUUUUAAGGGCCAUUUCUUAUGUUUCGUACUUCUGGAUUGGUCUGUCUGACCAAGAAGUAGAAGGCAAAUGGAUAUGGGUUGAUGGUAGCAGCCCGUCCUUUGGGUUCAACAACUGGGCAUCUGGAGAACCUAAUAGCAAUGCGGGAAAUGAAGACUGUGCUCUAGUUUAUCCAUCGGGAUGGGCUGAUUACCCAUGUAAUUUUACUUUUAAUUGGAUCUGUGAAGAGACUAUUUUUAUUUAGUGCAUUAUGAACAUCUGUAGGUCUGUCAAAUUUUCAGUUCUUAGUCCUUUUGAAGGUCACUUAUUUGUCUGUUAAAAAAACAACACACACACACACACACGCACGCAAGCACGCACGCACGCACACACACACACACACACACACACACACACACACACACACACACACACACACACACACACACACACACACACACACACACACACACACACACACACACGCACAGGUGAAAUACAACAGGAACAUUUCCAUGAUUGAGAAAUAUCACUUUUACACUGAUCCAAUGUACAGUGCUCAGCAUAUAUAAGUACACCAGCCAAAUCUGGAGCUUAUCUAACAAAAUAUUUUACAAUAAUGGUCCAAGAACUUGUACACCCAAAUUUAUAUGUUAUAAAAAAUAUUAAAUACAAAUUAAAAAAAGAGGAAAACUUGUUUGGCUACUAAAAUAUUACUUUAACAAAUAUAUCUGUUUAAUAAAUUUGUUUUGUUUAAAUUCACCAAUAUACAUUGCCUAUAUUCACUGAGAAAUAGAGAAAAAUAUUCAUUUUCAAAAUGGGGUGUACUCGAUUAUGCUGAACACUGUAUAUAGCCGAGUUCCUACACUAGCAUAUUAACUGACAUCAUAUAAAUAAAUUAAGAUUGUUUCUACAUAAUGUGAUCUUGAUGGAGCAUCUCACACCAACAUAAUAAUCCAGCAAUGACAUCAAUGUGAAAUGCUGUCAAACAAACAUGCAUGGAAAAAAGUUUGGAUUGCUCAGAGUGAGCACCAUAUCACCGCACUUAAUAAAUAUUCAGUGUAUUUGAAUUUUGCAAUGUCAUUUUUUGUUACUUUUUUUAUUUUU